Vespa velutina is the source of this 4888-nucleotide messenger RNA. RefSeq names its product protein Wnt-7a-like. The record is from RefSeq and is a predicted model, not a curated record. NCBI's taxonomy places the organism in Eukaryota, Metazoa, Arthropoda, Insecta, Hymenoptera, Vespidae. The transcript has 9 exons. Gene Ontology annotation, biological process: neuron differentiation; multicellular organism development; cell fate commitment. The coding region runs from base 3428 to 4711 and encodes 427 amino acids. Gene Ontology annotation, cellular component: extracellular region. Gene Ontology annotation, molecular function: frizzled binding; cytokine activity.
UUAGCCCCUCUUUCGCAAGUCACUUGAUGCUAAGUUAUGAAUUUCUUAAGGAGGGGGAGGAACGCGAUCGCAAGAGGAAAGCAAUGUGUUAAGCGUGGGUGUAUACGAAUAGACUUCCCUGUUCUACGAGAAAGCUUCCUUCCUUUCAUUUUGAAUCAGUUCUUAUAUAUUCUCGCGGAAAAUUUCAAAUUAUAUAUCUACUUUGAUAUAUAACCAUAUAUCAUUUAUAUUAUAUAACUAUGUACCAUUUACAUUGUUCAUAUCAUAUAAAACAUUAUGGCUUUGUAAGAAUUGUUUUUAUAAAAUAAAAAAAUAUAUAUAUAUUUUAUGUAUAUACAUGCUAGAAGAAAAGAUGGUACAAUGUUAGUAUAAUCGAAUAAUCAUAGGAUACAAAAAUAAUGAACACGUAAAACACUUUCCCAGACAUUUAUAAGAAGAGAUUUGUACGCAGGAACACAAUUGAAAAACGGAAAAAAAUUACAAAAAACUAUGAUCAUCAUAAUCGGUGUACCGCAAAAAAUAAGUAGAAAACCACAAGCAUACGGUCGAUGACGAAUAUCGCGUUUUAUCCGAGAGAAAGAGAAAGAGAAAGAGAAAGAGAAAGAGAAAGAGAAAGAGAAAGAGAAAGAUAGAGGGAGAAACAAAGAGAGGCAUCGUAAGAUUAACAUAAUUUCCGUGUUAACAUUUAACCCGACCGGACACGAGUUUCGAAAUUGACCAGAGACCGGACAGACUUCUUUCUCGCGUGGGAAUCGGCCCGUUUUCAUCAUUCUGCCGAGAGAAAAGAACGUGUUUCGUUGGUCCAAGAUACGCUCGUAUUUCGCGAGCAGAUAAUAUCGCGGAAUUAUACAAGAACCGCUUCGUAUCUCUUCUUCUUCUUCCUUCGUUCGAAGAUUCAGAAAGAGAAAGAGAGAAAGAAAAGCUUGUUUGGCUCGUUACUCAUUGUAGAUCGCAAGGAAAAGGAGUCUUGAUCGAGUGUUCUUUUUAUUUUUAAGAUUCUUUGUAGAUAUACCAAGUUAAUAUCAUCCAGAAGAUAGAAAAUAACUGUAUGUUUGAUCUUAGAAGGAUCAAGGUUAUUUCUGUAAUUAAAAAAAUGUCCAAAUCUUCUUCCUUCCUUCAAAGAAAGAUUCAAAAAGAGAGAGUGAGAGAGAGAGAGAGAAGCUUAUUUGGCUCGUCACUCAUUAUAAAUUGCAAACAAAAGAUUUGAUGAGGAGAUCUAUUUUUAAAAUCAAUUGUAAAUAUCAUACUAUAAUAGUAAGACUAACAAAGAAGAUAGAAAAGAAUAGAUCUUAGCUUUAUCUGAAGGAUCAACGCUAUCCUUAUAUACGUAUAGUUAGAAAAAAUUCUAAUGUCGGUAAAGAAUUCAAGUGAAUUUCUAGAAAAAAAGAAAAAAGAAAAGAAAAAAGAGAGAAGAAGAGAGAGGGUAUGGCUUUUUGAAAAUUUACGAGAAACUCAAUGAAAUCUCUCACCUGGCGAACACGAAAAUAGUCUUGAGGCACGGAACGUUUUCUCGUGUCCAGUGGCGUCGGUGUUGAUCUUAUCUGCGCAAAUACCUCGAGGAUCUCUCCCUCGAUGGAUCCUUUUAAUUAGUCUCGGUUUGAGUAUAAACGUCGUUUUCUCUAGGAUCAGUUAAAGUCUCUCGCCAUCUUUUACCCUUCACGAUCUUUAGGAUCUAUCGAUCACACAACUCUUUGUAUUUUUUUUCCCCUUGCUUUUUUCGUUAUCUUCCAAGUGUUAAAAGAUUCAUCGAAAUUCCAUUAGGUGUGCAUCUAACGAUUAUUUGAUCUUGACUGUAGAUUUCGAUAUCACAGGACUGGUUUAUCCUUUUAUUUUAUAUUACUCUGUACAGAAGUACUAAUUACAUCUCGACAAGGUGGUCUCGAUCUUAAAUCUAUGAUCUUGUUAAUUGGACGUUCACUUACGAUAUUUAUUAAUCAACGAUUCUUAAUUGGUGAAUUCUAUCGAUAUCUACGAGAAAACGACUAAGAAUUUGAUAUCAAGUAGAUAUGUUUCCAAUUUUUAUUUCAUGUCGGUAUCAUAUGUUUUGACGAUAAAUCUAUUACUUACAAAGUGGUACAAGAUUGACCUAUCAGAAUAAAAAAAAAAGAAAAAUGAGAACACUAUAAUUAUCUCCAGAGAGAAUUCAAAGAUCAUAUAUCCUAAGUAAAUGUAUAUUAGAGAGAGAAGGAGAAGGAGAAAAAGGGAGAAAUUGAAAAAUCGUCACGAAUGUUGGUCUUGGUCUUAUCGUUAACUCGUAAAAUGAAUGGGUGAGUAUAGUAUGAUAAUCCAAUUAAUUUGUUAUCCACAGAAAGAGAGAGAGAGAGAGAGAGAGAGAGAGGGAGAGAGAAAGCAAAAAAGAGAGAGAGCAUGAAUAGCUUAUCCCAAUAACAACGUUACAUUAUUAGCAUUAUCGUAAGAGAAAAUAAUUUCUCAAACGAACGGAUAUUUCUCUGUGGUUCACCGUAGCCUGUAGUAUGGCGUUGUAUAUCGGCGAUCCAGGAAACUCAAAGGAUUCAAUAAUCGCGCCAUAAAUAUGGGAAUUAGAUAUAAAGCGAUACAGUUUGCCUUGUACGCGUGUCCCUGCAAAGAGUAAGUAAGAGAGAGAGAAAGAAAGAAAGAAAGAAAGAAAGAAAGAAAGAAAGAAAGAAAGAGAGAGAGAGAGAGAGAGAGAGAGAGAAAAGCCGCAGGCCACUCGCUAAAUAACGUGCCUAACCGAGAACGAGCCGGCCCACGUAUGGAACGACGACGACAAGGUGGUUCGGAAGUGGCAGAGUAAGUGAGAAAGAGAGAAGGAAGAAAAAACGGGAGGGAGAGAGAGGGGGAGAGAGAGACCACUUAGUAAGUUCUUAAUCCUUAUCUAUGCGUAUCGCGCAUAUGCAAUGCAAAGUGGAUGGAGCAUAUUGGCCAGGGUGAGAUCAACUCGGAUACACCCGCGUGUGUAUUUGCAAUACGACUUAUCAUGAGCAUGGAUAAAGACGCUUUUUAUAUGAAUAGAGAGAGGGGGAGGAAGGAGAGUGAGAAAGAGAGAAAAAGAGAAAGGUAUCUUUUCGAAACGAGAAAAUUCUCAAUCGAAUCGAGAUAUGGUAUUAACCCUCUAUAUAACCUAAUUUUUUAGUCUCUCGUUUCUAAAAAGAAAAUUAUAUAACGUGAAACUUAAUAUAAUAAUGUUAGGACAAAUAAAUGAAUGGUGUGAUGUCAAAGUUAUAUGAAAUUAUAAAGGGUUAAGAAUUCGUUGUUCUUCUUUUUUCUUUUUUGUUAUCGUAUUUCUUACGAAAAAAAUUACAAGGAAGGGAGUGUUAAAAGCUUUUUCACAGCUAAGGCAUAUCGAAUUCUUUCAGAAGAAAGAAAAGAUUUUUCAAACGUAAGAGAGGACGAUAGUCAUUUUGUAGCGAGGACCUAUCCCAAUGAAUUUGGUCAACGUCUCUCUAUGGCAUUUUGGAUUAGUCAUGGUGUGUAUCGAAAGUUUGAAACCCAUUCGCCACGGGCAGUCCUGUUCUUAAAAUCUCUCGUUGAAGAGUCACGCGAGCUGAACACGAUGAUGUCAGAAAGGGUGGUCGGAGCGGUGGUCGUCGGCGCAGCCGUUUGUGGGCGAAUUCCGGGAUUGGCUAAGAGUCAAAGAGAACAGUGCAGAAAGGCGCCACACGCGAUGCCUGCUGUCGGUGAGGGUGCCGAGCUCGGUCUUCGAGAAUGCCGACAUCAGUUUAGACAUCAUCGAUGGAACUGUUCUCACGUUGCCAACGAUCAGAUCUUUGGUCAUGUCGUCGUAGUAGGAAGCAGAGAAGCAGCUUUCACGUACGCGAUAAGCUCGGCUGGAGUUACAUACGCGGUAACCGCAGCUUGCAGUCGCGGCAAUAUCACGGCUUGCGGUUGCGAACCGGCUAUAAGCAGGACGAGAAAGGAAUUACCUCCGAAUGGUUGGGAAUGGGGAGGUUGCAGUGCAGAUGUCACUUAUGGAAUGAGGUUCGCACGUAGGUUCCUAGAUGCAAGAGAGAUCGAAGGCGAUGCCAGAAGUCUGAUGAAUCUUCAUAACAAUAAAGCUGGAAGAAAAAUCGUGAAAGCUCUUCUUCAAACAGAAUGUAAAUGUCACGGGGUAUCUGGUUCCUGUACCGUGAAAACUUGUUGGAGAACAUUGCCCAGUUUUCGUCAGAUCGGUGACGCUCUUAUGAAAAAGUAUUAUCGAGCUAAGGCGGUCGUUGCUAUCACGCCUCCACCACCGCCCACAAUCCAAAGUUCUGAGAGCAUAUCACACUCAACUACAGCAGAAAUAACGCCUAUUCUCGGUAACGAUGCAAAAACUCAAGGGAAACCAAAUGAUUUUAUAAAAUCUCAUCGCGAUCGACAAGCCUCAAAAAAGAUGAACAACGGUGUUAAACCGAGGAGAGCACAUUUGGUAUUAAAAAGAAGUAAAGUUAGUACCGGCGGAAGUAUGAUGGGAUCGAAAAGAAUACCAAAAAGAAGCGAACUGGUCUUUCUUCAAUCCUCGCCGAAUUAUUGCGAGCCGGAUUUGGCUUUGGGUAGUUUGGGUACACAAGGCAGAUAUUGUAAUCGAACGAGUAAAGGUACCGAUGGAUGUGAUUUGAUGUGUUGUGGUCGUGGUUAUAACACACAUCAAUUUACUAGAACUUGGCAGUGUAGAUGUAAAUUUCAUUGGUGCUGUCAUGUGCAUUGUGACACGUGUACCGAACGUACGGAAGAAUACACUUGCAAAUGAUGUAAAUAUUUACUUUUCGAGAGAAAAUUGUCUUUGUACAUUGUUAUAUGAUUUUAUUGAAGCUUUCACCGUGAUUGUAAAACGUCAAGAAAUUCAAUAAACUAAUAAAUCUAAGUAGAAACAUCAGGUAUAUACCAUACGUAAAUACGUAUACCUGCAGCAAAUACGUAUACCUGA